UCCUAAAUGAAAUUGUAUUGCCACCUCCUCUAUAGUAACCGAGGCUGAGCGGUGGAGCUGGGACACCUGCGGCGAAAAGGAUUAUUUAUUAUAUUUAAAAUAUUUUCCUCGGCUUUAGGUUACAGCUUCAAAAUCCGCGGACAUGUUCAGCAGUAGUCUCAGGGAGUUUGACGAGGAUCCGUUUUUGUCGGAUCCUUUCCGGGCUCACAGGGAACAUAUGCGGCAAAUGAUGCGUAGCUUCUCUGAGCCAUACGGUGUGCCCUUAAUGCCCAGUAUAAUGGAUGGGAGAAACCGUGGCCGUGAAAUGACAGAGCAUCCUAGCUCAUCCACUGCGCUGAGGGGCGAACACAGGGAUAUGAGCCGGUCAUUGUUGCCCUUUGGCAGUAGUGACAGCACGGACAUGAUGAGGAACCCCUUCAGCAUGUUUGACAACAUGAUGGCCAACAUGAAAAACAGGAUGGAGGAGAUGCACAGAAACUUUGAGAAUAUCUCCACAGAUACAAACACCCACUCAUACAGCUCCUCAUCAGUCAUGACAUAUUCAAAAGUUGGAAAUGAGCCUCCCAAGGUCUUCCAGGCGACCUCAUCAACACGCCGUGCCCCUGGAGGGAUCAAGGAGACACGGCGAGCUGUUAAAGACUCUGAGAGUGGUCUGGAGAAGAUGGCCAUUGGUCACCACAUCCAAGACAGGGGCCAUGUUGUUGAGAAGAAAUACAACAAAAAAACAGGAGAGAAGGAGUUCAUCCAGGACUUCCAGAAUCUGGAUGAAUCUGAAGCACAGUCUUUUGACGAUGAGUGGAAGCAGAAGGUGUCAGAGUUUCAGCCAUCUGGCCCCAUGUCUCGCCUAGAGGAACCCCGAGUCCGUGGUGUUCACCGGGCAGCCCUCACCGGCUCCAAGCAGGCCCACAGUGACCAAUCAAAGGGCAAGGCUGAGGGUAAACGCCACACGAAAGGCUCGACAAAGCAGUAAAAACAUCUGGUUGUGUGCUUAUUAAAAGUCUUUCAAGCAUCUCAUGCUCCACCCACUGUCACUGCCCCAUUCCAGUGGACACUAAUUUUGCUUUUUCGGGGGUGAAAUUACUCCUCCCAUCUCACUGUUGAUAUUUUGAAUCUCAGCACAGUUCACACUUAUUUACAUAAAUAUGGCAAGACUUAUGGGGCUAUGCUGUGGUGGCAUGAACCUAAAAUGAAGGUAGUUGAGACGUAGAAAAAAAAAAUCUAAAAUCCUAUGGUAUGCUUUGGAGAAUGGCUGAAAGGAAUGUGAAAUAUAUGUGAUUUAUAGUGUGUUGGCUGUAGAACAAGCAAAACCAGCAAAAUACUCCUCUAACAGUAGUAAUUAGUCUUAUAUGCUUAUAGAACAGUUCGAUAAAGGUACAAAGGGUCCUUGAUCUUUUACAACAACCGGGAUUAGUAUAUCUGUGGAUGUUUUGGUGUUAAAAACAAUUAAAUUAAACUUGUGUGCAUUGUAAGAAAUAGAUUAACAUGUAAUUAAGGGUCAUUGGCACUGCUUGUAUCACACAUAAACAGUCAAAGAGCAAUUCAUUUAUAUAAUGUUGCAUCAGAGAAAUAGAAUUAGCUAAUUUUCAUUAUGCAACAAGACACCAAAUGUAGCCACUUAUUGACCGCUUGAAAUCCACUAAUGCACUUGUCUAAAUUGUCUUUUUGUAAUUAUAUUGUGUAGUGUUGGAUGCUCUAGAUAUAUGUAUUUUAUCUGAUGUAAUCUUUGUAAAAAGAAAAAUAAUACUCUUCCCUUUUUAUAUAUUACUUUGGUUUCUCUUGUUUUUCAUCUGAUGAACUCCGUGCUGCGCAGCACAAUAUCUCGACAACGUCUGGAUUAUUCUCAACAAUUCGAGCUUUGUUCAUGUAUAUUUAUUCAAGCUUUACAAAUAAAUUAUGUCAACACAGACUAUGGUCUCAAAAUAAAAAUGUGACAAUAUGAA
Micropterus salmoides (largemouth bass) is the source of this 1940-nucleotide messenger RNA. It is a transcript of the gene mlf1, whose product is annotated as myeloid leukemia factor 1. The record is from RefSeq and is a predicted model, not a curated record. Lineage: Eukaryota; Metazoa; Chordata; Actinopteri; Centrarchiformes; Centrarchidae. The coding region runs from base 143 to 970 and encodes 275 amino acids. The transcript is spliced from 8 exons. Gene Ontology annotation, cellular component: cytoplasm; nucleus. Gene Ontology annotation, biological process: regulation of DNA-templated transcription.